Messenger RNA from Vitrella brassicaformis, 3121 nucleotides. The record is from the annotation of a GenBank genome assembly. NCBI's taxonomy places the organism in Eukaryota, Vitrellaceae.
GGAAGGGGAAGAGCGGCCGCAGCUAUCUUCGCAAGAUGACGUCGCUCGAGCGUCCAGUUGAUGAGUCGAAAGGUACUCACUGCCGGAUCUGCGGAUCUGGAUGGCCCAUACCGGGACAACAGCACGAAGAGCAGCAGGAGCAGCAGCCGCCUGCAACUCCUGCAAGAAGGCAUCCGCUGCAUCGCGAGAGCACCCUGAGCAGCACACAUACUGCGAUGGGUGCGCCCAGGACGCCUCCGCAUCGGAUGACGAGCACUGCCAGCCAGUCGUCGCAUGUGCGUCUGAUGGAUCAGCCGACACUCAAGCCUCAUGCGAAGCGCGUCGAGGCGGCCAGUGUGGAGAUCUACCUCAAUCCAAGGGUGCAGUCGGCCAGAUACCUCCUCUACAGGUAGGUAGGUAUGCCGGCAGGUGCGUGUCCAUCCAUAUGAUAAAGUGAUGGAUGGAUGGCUCAGGCGCUUUGACCCGCCCCAGGACGUAGCGACGGUUGCGUCCCUUUGCGUAUUUCACGGUGCGCAAAGCGCCUGCCAGCAUGCACAUGGCAUCCAAACACAUUCACACAUACACAUUGUCUUGUCGUGUGUGUCGUGUGGCUGUUGGCAGGCUUCGCUGAGCAUUCGGGUCGAUACGUGGACAUGGCUGUGUAUUUCAGCCAGCGGGGCGUGCAGGUGCACCUGGUGGACUUCAGGGGUUGCGGCAUGAGCGGCGGGGUGCGCAACCAGGGCACCAUACGGGAAUUUGCUAGGGACAUCGAAACCUGCCUCCAACAGGUGGGUGGGUGCGUGAGCAGCGGACGGACUGACACGCUGUCAUGGAUGUGUGUGAGUGUCUGUGUAUCUAUUAUGUGUGUCAGGUGGAUCCGGCGCUGCCGUGUUUUAUCAUGGGCCACAGUAUGGGAGGCCUCACUGUCUUGCGAUUCUGCAUCGAUGUAAGUCAGUGGACGCAGCUGCCUACAUCAAUCCGUCCACGUGUGUCGAUGUGUGUCGAUGUGUGUCGAUGUGUGUCGAUGUGUGUCGAUGUGUGUCGAUGUGUGUGUGUGUGUGUGUGUGUGCGUGUGUGGUCAGCAUCCGAAUCUCCAUUUGGCGGGUGUGAUAUUCUCGUCUGCGUUGUUCCGGCUGCACCCCCACCGGCAGAAGGGAUACUUCAAGAGGAUGCUCGUCUGGUUUGGAUCAUUCGUCCCGGUAUACUUACUGAUACAGAAAUGCAGCCCAGCCCGCUGCCGACCGAUGGGGGAUGGAUGGGUGGAUUGGAUGCAUACCGGUGGUGAAUGUGUGUGUGAAUGGGUUUCAGGAGUUGUUUGUGAUGGCUGAUGUGGACCCCUUGGGGCUCACCAGGGACACAGAGGAAGGUAAACACACACACACACACACACACACACAUGGAGGGAGAGAGAGAGAGAGACGAGAUACUUGUUGCAUUCGUGUGCGGCUGGUUGGCUGUUGGCUGUGUAUGUCUGUCUACGCACCAGUCAUGAAGAUCUUGAACGACCGUUUCUGUCUGCCCCUCAUGAGCAUGAAGCUUGCAUGCUCCAUGGUCACCGGCCACACCACACACACACCGUGCAGCCAGUCUGUGUUGACCGUGUGUGGUGUGCUGGCUGUGUGUGCAGGUGUGGGAGCCCUACAGUGUCUACCCGAGCGGCUGCCACCGGUUCCACUACCCCUGCUUUGUCUUCCAUGGCGAGGAGGACCAGCUCACUGACCCAGGGGCCUCCUGCGGCUUCUACAAGACCUGUGCCAGUGAGGACAAGACGCUGCACCUGUUCAAGGGGGCCAUGCACGAGCUACACUCGGACAUCAACAGGGACGGUCAGACAGACACAUACACCCAAGCCAGCGAACAGCCAGCCAGAAGGGGUGCAUGGGAGCGUUGUGUGUCGCGUCGCGUGUCGUGUGUGUGCAGAGAUGCACGAUAUGGUGCUCAAGUGGAUGCUGCCGAGAGCGGAGCGGGCAAAACCUCUCGGUAAGUCAGUCAGCACAGACAGAGAGAUCGACGAAGGAACCAUCCCUCCCUCCCUCCCUCCCUCCCUCCACCACACCAUUUGUGUGUGCUGGUGUGUGGCUGGUGGACACGACACAGGUGCGUUUGACGAGUACCUCGAGGCCUACGACAAGCGGCAGCGUCAGCGACACAGGAGGCUGCGGGACAUCAGGACACGCAUCUUCAUGGCACUAGUCUUCGCACUCGUCGCAUGGCUGGUGCUCAAGCUCUGGUCGCGGGGGUCAUUCGGAAGCUUCAUGAACCUCCUGUCGGUGUUCGCACUCAGCAGCGGGAUUGAGAGCGAGAGGUCCUGACAUGACUAUAUGAGGGUGCGGUGCAUGAGAGAGAUUGCGUCCGCCAUGUUUUCGCGGCGCGGGAGGGCUGCAUGCUUUUUGACACCUCACCCACCUUGUUGAGUUGAGGUCUCACGGGUCGAGUCGAGCUUGGUAUUCUUUGUCGUGUUGGUUCACUGAUGAUGAGAUGGUGGCAGACAUGACAUACACUGUCAUUCAUUCAUUCAUUCAUUCAUUCAUUGUGUGUAUCUAUCUAUCUAUCUGUCUGUCGUUUUGUCCCGCCCCCUCCCCUGCCUGCACCCACCCAUAUUAUACCCACGCACCCACCCAUCGGCUCGAAAAAGUGCUCCGUAUGUACAGACGAUGCAUCCACUGCAUGCCAUGCCAUGCAGCCAGACAGACAGACAGACAGCUCAGUCAGCAUCUGACACCUUUCCGUCUGCUUGCUUUGGGUGUGACUUCUCUGGUCUGACAAUUUGCCGUCGGUCUGUCUGAGCUGCUUGGCGAUACUGCUGGUGUGCGUGUUGUCGGCACACCGCACACACUAGCAACACAACCAAGCAGCCAUGACAGGCCGACGGCAAAAGGACAUUUGUCGUCGUCUGUCUGUACAUUUGUCGUCGUCUGUCUGUCUGUCUGUCUGUGAGUUGGGCGAGACACAGACCAUGUGUGACGCAUGUUGUGUUCGGUGUCAGCCUGUCUAUCGACCUCUCUUGCCGCAUCAGUCAGCAUAUAGUAUCUCAACCAACCCAGCAACCUGGGCCACGCACCAAAGACACACACACACGUGUGCACCCACUCACCCACCCACCCAUCACACACACGGGCAACAUCCCAUCCGCACGAAAAAC